CAGUGGCAUCCCGAGGCAGGUGCGGAGAGUGCGGCCCGCACUGGGUGACACCAACCGCAUGGGGUGACACCGGACCCGCUCCACGAAAAGGUAAGUUAUAAAGAAAGCUGACGAUCCCCGCAGGAUGGAUCGGAUCUGCGGAUUGAGCAUAAUGGAUCGGAGUCCGAUCCAUUAUGCUCAAUCCGCAGAUCCGAUCCAUUCUGCGGGGAUCAUCGGAGGGGGUGUCACCAAGUGUUACCGCAGCGAGUGACACCAACCCUAG
Molecule: messenger RNA, 262 nt
Organism: Staurois parvus
Lineage: Eukaryota; Metazoa; Chordata; Amphibia; Anura; Ranidae
Source: the annotation of a GenBank genome assembly